Solanum pennellii is the source of this 2056-nucleotide messenger RNA. Its product is annotated as GDP-L-galactose phosphorylase 2-like. Gene Ontology annotation, cellular component: cytoplasm. Gene Ontology annotation, molecular function: GDP-D-glucose phosphorylase activity. Gene Ontology annotation, biological process: glucose metabolic process. Bases 443 to 1762 code for a protein of 439 amino acids. NCBI's taxonomy places the organism in Eukaryota, Viridiplantae, Streptophyta, Magnoliopsida, Solanales, Solanaceae. The record is from RefSeq and is a predicted model, not a curated record. The transcript is spliced from 5 exons.
UCUACCAAUGAGACGAACUCAUUGACCAAAAUACGUGUGCAAGAGAGAGACCACCGGAGCACCAAACGCCACCCAACAACCACCCAUUCAAUUCUUCUAGAAAAGAACAUCUUCCUCAAAAUUAUCGAUGAAGGAUCGCUCCUCAGUAAUUGUUCGUUGAUCCUACAAAUUCAAUCACGGCUCUUCUUGAAUCUUUCGUUUGUAUUCUCACAAUUCAUCAUCACCGCAGAGUGUUGACCCUUAAUCCAACUCUUCUGGUGGACGAUAAGCACCGGACCCCUUCCCCUCACGGAGGUAGGGGUGCCUCACCCGCUGAAGGCGGUUGCCCCUCCGAUCUCCUCUUCCUCGCCGGCGGCGGUCCAAUUCUUCCUUUCUCUUUCUCCUUCUCCUAAUUUUUCGUAUAAGAACUGUAUUUUUGAUUAUCCAUCCAAGAACAGGACCGAUGUUGACUGUAAAGAGGGUGCCUACACUGGUUUCCAACUAUCAAGAGGAUUUUCUUGAAGGUAACGUCAUGGGUUGUGGCCGCAAGUGCCUCGGAAAAUGCUGCAUGCCUGUUUCAGUACUUCCUCUAUAUGCAUUCAAGAAUGAUGACAAUGAGCCAAUUGAAAAUGAUGUUCAAACCUUGCCUGAGGAGGAGGAGUGUCAGAUGUCAUUCUUGAACAAUUUGUUGUUGGGCUUAUGGGAGGAGCGGAUGAGCCAGGGACUAUUUCGAUAUGAUGUGACAACCUGUGAGACGAAGGUCAUUCCUGGGAGAUGUGGUUUUAUUGCGCAGCUGAAUGAGGGGCGCCACCUAAAGAAGCGCCCAACAGAGUUUUGCAUUGAUAAGGUUCUUCAGCCUUUUGACGAUAACAAAUUCAACUUUACCAAAGUGGGCCAGGAAGAAGUGCUUUUCAGGUUUGAACCAAGUACCGACUAUAAGGCCCAUUACUUUUCGGGCAUGCGAGUAAACAGUGGUAUUUCACCUAGUAUUGUUGCUAUCAAUGUGAGCCCAAUUGAGUAUGGGCACGUUCUUUUGAUACCUCGAGUUCUUGAUUGCUUACCUCAGAGAAUUGAUCGUGAUAGUUUUGCAAUUGCUCUCCAUUUUGCCAGAGAAGUGGCAGAUCCUUUCUUUAGGGUAGGUUAUAACAGUUUGGGCGCUUUUGCUACCAUUAACCACCUCCACUUCCAGGCAUAUUACUUGUCAGUGCCAUUUCCAGUUGAGAAAGCACCAAUACAGAAAAUACUGGCAAGGAAGGGGCUGGGUGGUGCUGGGGUGAUUGUAUCUAAGUUAUUAAAUCACCCUGUACGAGGUUUUGCUUUUGAGGGAGGAAAUGGAAGUACUGCCCGUGAUUUGUCUGAUGCUGUUGUGAAUUCCUGCAUUUCCCUUCAGAAUAAAAACAUCCCUUUCAACAUUCUCAUUGCUCAGUGUGGAAAGAAGAUUUUUCUGCUUCCCCAGUGUUAUGCAGAGAAGCAAGCACUAGGAGUUGUAGACCAAGAGCUCCUGGACACUCAGGUUAACCCUGCUGUGUGGGAAAUUAGUGGACAUAUAGUGCUUAAGCGAACAAAGGAUUACAAUGAUGCAUCUGAGGAAUAUGCAUGGAAACUUCUUUCUGAGGUUUCCUUAUCGGAGGAGAGAUUUGAAGAAGUGAAGGGCUAUAUUUCUGAAGCAGCUGAUUUACAAGCAGAGGAGGAUGAAAACAUCAAUCCAGAGAAGGAAAUUCCAGAUUCUCCUGGUCCGCAAGUGGCCUCACAUAUUCCUCCAGAUUGUUUGGUGUUGCAGUGAAGAAUUUGUGGCUUGCUCUUGCAAGAUCUAAUAAAAGUUUGAAGUAUUAUCUAGUGUAUGGUUGAAAUUUUGUGUGUUUGUUUUUCCAGCAUCUUGUUUGAUGCAUACUGUUGUCUUGGUUGGAGGUUGUAAUCCCCAAAUAGUGUUAACUUAAUGGCUGCGAGCUGUGGUCUUUGCAGGAUUGUUUACAGUACCUUUUUUGUUGGUGUUUUAACUGCUAGCAAAUGUUCCUAAUAAUAACACCAGUGUAGGACUAGCAAGUUUUGUGCUGGUGAGACUCCUCCUUGCUUUUGA